GCUCUUUUGUUUACAUCGGAAUCGAACCAUGGCACCACGAGAACUGGACCUCCCACUCAAGCGGAUUCUCUCCGCCUCAUCCCGGCGUAAACUGUUGCCCGUCGAACGGAAACAAACUUCAGCAGACAUGGAGAAAGUUGUCAUUGUAACCGGCGCGAACAGUGGUAUUGGUCUUGCCUUAUGUGAAAGGCUUCUGGCUGAGCACAUCCAGGUCCGUUUGUGUCUGGCAUGCAGAAACAUGCAGCGGGCCAGAGCUGCCCGCUCUGCCCUUUUGGCGUCUCACUCCGAGGCCCGUGUGGACUUACUGCAGCUUGAUGUGGGUUCUGUGCAGUCAGUGCUCGCUGCUGCCCGAGAACUCAAAGCCAGGUACAAAAGAAUUGACUUUUUGUAUCUAAAUGCAGGAAUAAUGCCCAAUCCACAAGUGGAUAUAAAAGCUUUCUUCAAAGGUUUGUUCUCAAGAAACGUCAUCAGCAUGUUUGCAACAGCGGAGGGUCUUUUAACACAGCAGGAUCACCUCAACUCUGACGGUCUGCAGGAAGUUUUUGCCACAAACCUGUUUGGUCAUUUUCUCCUGGUCAGGGAACUGGAGCCUCUGUUGUGUGAGGCGGGUCACACAUCACGUGUCGUGUGGACCUCUUCAAGUAACGCCCGCCGCACUGCCUUCAGCAUUGAGGAUAUCCAGCACAAAAAUGGGACUGAGCCCUACAGCUCCUCCAAGUAUGCCUCGGACAUGCUCAGUGUGGCCCUCAAUAGACACAAGAACAGUCAGGGGCUUUUCUCCUCUGUGAUAUGUCCAGGACUGGUGAUGACCAAUCUCACUUAUGGCAUCCUGCCCUCCUGUUUCUGGACUUUUAUUAUGCCAAUCAUGUGGUUGAUCAGGAUCUUCACGAAUACGUUUACUCUUACACCACAUAAUGGAGCGGAGUCACUGCAUUGGCUGUUCCUUCAAACACCAGAGUCUCUGGACCCGAGGGCAAAAUAUCACAGCUUGACAUCAGGACUUGGAGCAAACUACACAGAACCACGGCCAGUAAGAUUUCAAUUAUACUGAUCGAGCACAUUAUUUGCAAGA
Molecule: messenger RNA, 1072 nt
Organism: Hippocampus comes (tiger tail seahorse)
Lineage: Eukaryota; Metazoa; Chordata; Actinopteri; Syngnathiformes; Syngnathidae
Product: 3-keto-steroid reductase-like
Exons: 8
Coding region: 29-1051 (340 amino acids)
Biological process (GO): cholesterol biosynthetic process
Cellular component (GO): endoplasmic reticulum membrane
Molecular function (GO): estradiol 17-beta-dehydrogenase [NAD(P)+] activity; 3-beta-hydroxysteroid 3-dehydrogenase (NADP+) activity; 5-alpha-androstane-3-beta,17-beta-diol dehydrogenase (NADP+) activity
Source: RefSeq, a predicted model, not a curated record